Messenger RNA from Triticum aestivum (bread wheat), 1776 nucleotides. RefSeq names its product serine carboxypeptidase-like 18. Gene Ontology annotation, molecular function: serine-type carboxypeptidase activity; acyltransferase activity, transferring groups other than amino-acyl groups. The coding region runs from base 90 to 1532 and encodes 480 amino acids. Gene Ontology annotation, biological process: proteolysis; secondary metabolic process. The transcript has 13 exons. Lineage: Eukaryota; Viridiplantae; Streptophyta; Magnoliopsida; Poales; Poaceae. The record is from RefSeq and is a predicted model, not a curated record.
GUGACAGGUCUCGAUGCCGUGGCCUAGCGCCCUGUCAUCAACCUAUACCAGCCUCUCGCAGAGAACAACCAAAAUAUCGCGAAAGUAGAAUGGACGGGCGGCUGCUGCUGCUCUGCUUCUUCUUCUGGACCGCGGUUAGCACACGACAGUUCGCCGUCGCCGGCGCAGCCUUCAGCUCCAAGGUGGUGACCAGCCUCCCCGGGUUGCCAGGUCGCCUCCCCUUCCACCUCGAGACCGGGUACGUGGAGGUGGACGAGGACAACGGCACCGAGCUGUUCUACUACUUCGUCGAGUCCGAGGCCGGCGCGGAGGACGCCCCUUUCCUCCUCUGGCUCACCGGCGGCGACCGCUGCUCGGUGCUCAGCGGCCUCGCCUUAGAGAUCGGUCCAUUCCAGUUCGUCCCAGAGCCUUACAAUGGCACCGUACCGCGCCUGAGAAUCAAUCCGUACUCAUGGACCAAGGUGGCAAAUAUCCUUUUCGUCGAUACACCGGUUGGGGCAGGAUUUUCCUUUUCAAGACGACCCGAAGGCUACGAUGUCGGGGAAGUAUCCACCUCGUUGCAGCUCCAUGAACUCCUCAUCAAGUGGUUCACUGACCAUCCCAAGUUCCUCACAAAUCCUCUCUACCUCGGGGGAGACUCCCUUGCUGGACAUCUUGUACCAUUUAUUGCUCAAAAGAUCUCGGAAGGUAUCGAAGCUGGAAGGAGCCCCAUCCUUAAUCUCAAGGGCUAUUUGGUAGGCAACCCGGCGACGGGUGAAAUCAUUGAUGAAAGCUCUAAAGUGUCAUAUGCUCAUGGAGUUGGUAUAAUACCAGAUCAAUUAUAUGAGACGAUCUUGGAGCAUUGCCAAGGAGAAGACUACAGGAAACCUACAAAUACACCGUGUGCCCAAGCUCUAGGCACUUUCAAUAAUCUACGCUCCGAAGUUAUGACGGCACAAAUUUUGUUAGACGAUUGCUAUCUUGUAUCCCCUGGACCAGGCACCCAGACGGACAAGUCAGCUAGUGCUAGUCGGAAGAUCCUAAGCGAGGAAGCAGUGAUCGUGAGGGGGAGACGAGUGAAACAUCCGCCACCUCGUGUGCCACUUGGCUGUUAUAGCUACACGGCUUACCUGUCGUAUUUCUGGGCAAACGACGUGCUCACCCGAGACGCCCUGGGGAUCAAGGACGGCACUGUGGACGAGUGGGUGAGGUGCCACAGCGGCGACCUGCCGUACGCCGUAGACAUCGGGAGCAGCAUCAAGUACCACCGGAAUGUCACCGCCAACGGUUACCGCGCGCUGGUGUACAGCGGCGACCACGAUGCGAUUGUGCCGCACCUGGGGACGCAGGCGUGGGUGAGGUCGCUCGGCUUCCCCGUCGUCGACGACUGGAGGGCAUGGCAUCUCGACGGCCAGUCUGCCGGAUUCACCAUAGCUUACUCUAACAACAUGACCUUCGCCACCGUAAAGGGAGCUGGGCACACGGCGCCUCAGUAUGAGCCCGAGAGGUGCUACGCCAUGUUCAGCCGUUGGGUACUGCACCAGCCACUCUAGUCCUCCUGUAUGUGACAUCAUCUAGUAGGUCUAGGAUACAUACUAGCAAGUGGAAGGCGCGGCGAGAACCUGUGUAAAUCUACAGUACAAAUUUGGAUAAAGAUACAGAGUGGAGAAUGGAGAGAAGAGAUCCUUUGAUAGCGAAGUGGCCAAAGAACUAUUGAGAAACAACAUGAAUUACCAUAAAUUGUAUGGUAUAUCAAAUAAAAAACUACUUAAAUUUGAAGAUAAUGUUGUGGAGUCA